Molecule: messenger RNA, 1065 nt
Organism: Nematolebias whitei (Rio pearlfish)
Lineage: Eukaryota; Metazoa; Chordata; Actinopteri; Cyprinodontiformes; Rivulidae
Gene: fut7
Product: fucosyltransferase 7 (alpha (1,3) fucosyltransferase)
Exons: 2
Coding region: 1-1065 (354 amino acids)
Cellular component (GO): membrane
Molecular function (GO): alpha-(1->3)-fucosyltransferase activity
Source: RefSeq, a predicted model, not a curated record
AUGACGGGAUUUUCAUACACUAAAAAGAUGGCCUUUUAUUCUCCAAAGAGGUGCAUUCUCCUUGCCUUUCUCUGUGCUGGUGUGACAUGUUUUCUUCAUGGAUGGUCCAAAUCAGUCCAGUUCUUCACCUUCAAUCCCAGCAGGGGAAAUGUGACUGUCCUGCUGUGGCACUGGCCUUUUGGUCGCUCAUCGAGUCUGAAGGGUGAUGUGUGCUGGGAUCUCUACCAAAUUCCUCGCUGUAAAUUGGUGGAUGAGCGCUCCCAUUUCCCCUCGGCUCAUGUCGUGGUGUUCCACAACAAAGAACUGGUACAGGGAAGGCAGAAGCUGCCCACUGAUCUUCCAAGGCCACCAUCCCAGAGGUGGGCAUGGAUGUCUCUGGAGUCCCCUCCUCAUAAUGGAAACCUGCAGAAGUUUGCCAAUAUCUUCAACAUGACUGUGUCCUACAGGAGGGAUGCUGAUGUCACUGUACCGUACGGUGAGCUGCUACCUGUGGAUCCUGAAGGACACCCGGUGGAAGGUAGUUUUGUGGACAAGAGCUCUUUGGUCUGUUGGAUAGUCAGCAGCUACAUGAGCCGCCACAAAAGAAGCCAAGUGUACAACAAGCUCAAAACCAUAGUUCCUGUCAAGGUUUACGGUCGCUGGAACAAGACGCCUCUCUCCUCCAAAGACCUCCUACCUACAAUCUCACGCUGCUACUUUUAUUUAGCUUUUGAGAACUCUGUAUCCAAAGAUUAUAUCACUGAGAAGCUGUGGAGAAAUGCUUACCAAGGUGGGGCUGUGCCCGUCGUACUGGGACCGCCGAUCAGGGACUACAAAGCCGUUGCUCCAAAUCAUUCCUUCAUCCACGUUGAUGAGUUUGCAUCAGUGAAAGAACUGGGAACUCACCUCCAACAGCUAGCAAAGGACAAGAAGCAGUACGCUGAAUACUUUGACUGGAAAUAUCACUGGAAGGUGAAAGUUUACACUGACUGGAGGGAAAGACUAUGUAAGAUCUGCCUAAUAUAUGACAGCUUACCUCAGCAUAAAGUUUACUCAGACCUACAAGGUUGGGUUGCAGCACUUUAA